Molecule: messenger RNA, 435 nt
Organism: Raphanus sativus (radish)
Lineage: Eukaryota; Viridiplantae; Streptophyta; Magnoliopsida; Brassicales; Brassicaceae
Exons: 1
Coding region: 1-435 (144 amino acids)
Molecular function (GO): nucleic acid binding; RNA-DNA hybrid ribonuclease activity
Source: RefSeq, a predicted model, not a curated record
AUGCCACCAAGAAGCAACCAUCACGACAACGUCCGACUGAUUUGUAAGACUGAUACGGCUUGGAGCAAGGAUCGGCUUAUCUCUGGAUCAGCUUGGAUCUUCUCAGGCGCUCAACUCCUGAACCCAAUCGAAGGAUCGUCGAUUGAGGAGUACGUCAGAUCACCGUUGGUAGCGGAAGCUAUGGCGGUCCGCUCUGCACUUUGCAUGGCUCAAUCAAUGGAGAUCACCGCGCUGAGGGUCUUCUCCGACAAUCGAACGCUCAUAAGAGCAAUUUCCGGCAACACACAGUCAAAAGAGAUCAUCGGUAUUGUGAAAGACAUCCGAUUGAUCUCCUCUGAGUUUGCAUGUAUCUCGUUCUCUCAUCUCCCUCGAUCUGAAAACGCUGUUUCUGAUUUGUUAGCUAAAAGGGCUCUUCAAGCCCAUCUGCAUUUGUAG